UUUGUUUUUUCCUCUUUGUGACUUCACAGGAAAGUUAUUUUGUGUCCUUCUGUUGUUAAAAUAGGACCUACCAGUGCUUCAGUAAAGAUAGCGUUUGUUAACUGAAUUCAUGAAGUUCAUCUGUUUUUUUGGAGACCUGACCUAAUGGCCUGGACCCAAGUGGAACAUUUUGUGCCCAGAUGUUUCUAGUUUUAGCUCAUGUCUCACUUGAAACUCUUUUUCCAUUUACAAGCUUUUGAAAUGUUAUGCAAGACAGUUUUUUUUAUAGGAAAAUGAGUGUGACAUUGAUUUAAAGGUGCAGUGACAGAAGCCACCUUGUGCGUGCGUCUGUAAGUGUGUGUAUGUGCAGUGUAUGUCCAUGCAAGUGAAAAUACAGUGAUUCUGCAUUGUCUGUCUGUCUGUGUGUUUGUGAGUGUGUGGAAUCAUGCCUGGUUUUGAGAACGUCUUGGCGGUGCGGCGCUGCCUCACCUUUGCCACGGGUCUGGUGGAGUGUCUGUGUUUCGCUGGAGCUGUGUUCGGAUGGGCUUCGCUUGUUUUCAUCCUCAAGACGGAGGGCUACUUCAGCUCUCUGUGCGUCAACACCACAGGGGUCAAUUCAACGCAUGUCUUAGAUUGCAGUGGACAGGACGAACAAUUCUCCCUUGUCUUCACCAUCGCCUCCUUUAUGAACAAUUUCCUGACACUGCCCAACGGUUUCCUCUUUGACCGGUUUGGCACAACAGUGGCUCGGCUCUUUGGAAUAUUCCUUUACACCACAGGCACCUUGAUGGUGGCGUUCUCGACUUCAGCUCUGUCCAACCUGCUCUUCCCAGCCCUCUCCCUCCUGGCAGUUGGUGGCAUCUUGUUCCUAAUGACCAACAUGCAGGUUGGAAACCUGUUCGGCUCACAUCGCUCCACCAUCAUCACUCUUUAUAACGGGGCCUUCGACUCUUCCUCGGCACUCUUUCUCGUCAUCAAGGUGUUACAUGAGUCUGGUAUCUCCCUCCGGGCCUCCUUCCUCUUUCUGUCCGCCUGCAGCAUCAUUCACCUGCUCAGGACUUUCUUCUUGCUGCCCAGAAACUUCAUUCCCUACCCGCUACCUGAUCGCUACACAUACGGGAUAAGCUGUGGUAAAUCAAAGGCUCUGAGCGCCAAGGUGGCAGCAAAUGGUAUCUCACAAAGGACGACAGAGGAAACGCCACUCGACAAGGACGCCCCUGUGAAACAAGAGAAGAGUUUCCGUGAGUGUUUCCUGUCCAGGUUCUUUGUGUUGCACCUGCUCUGGUUGUCAGUGAUGCAGCUCAGGCAUUACCUGUUUAUCGGCACCCUCAACCCCAUGCUGCACAGGCUGACAGACGGAGAACCCUCACUGGUGAGCCAGUACAUCAAUGCCUUUGCUAUCACCCAGUUGUGUGGGGUCCUGUGUGCCCCCUGGAAUGGCCUCAUCAUGGACAGACACAAGGGAAAACCCCGGGCUGCAGGAGAGAGUGAGCAGGAGGCAGACCUGCGGGCCUCUGUGCUUUCUCUCUUCCUGACGGCGCUGCAGUGUCUGUUGUUCUCAGUCUGUGCCUCCACCCCGUACCUGCCGCUUCAGUACCUCACCUUCAUCCUGCAGGUGCUCAACCGCUCCUUCCUCUACGGCGGUAACGCAGCCUUCAUCAGCAUCGCUUUCCCAUCAUGCCACUUUGGGAAGCUGUACGGUUUGGUCAUGGCUCUGUCUGCAGUGUUUUCGGUGCUGCAGUAUCCCUGCUUUGCUCUGGUGAAAGGAGCUCUGGGUGGAGACCCUUUAUAUGUGAACGUCGGUCUGACGCUGCUCAGCCUGCUCGCCUUCAUCCAUCCUGUCUCUGUCUACCUGCAUUGUCGAAGCCUUGCCUCCCAGCGAGCCAGGAGCAGGGCCGUCACUGCUUCCUCUUAAAGUCUGUAAAAUGAAAGCAAUAACUCAAACUUAAAUUUCACUCAUAUCACCUGUGACACUGUUACCUCUUCAGUUUGUGUUUGUGUGUGGCAGUGUUGCCACUUUACAGGUUGUAGUAAAGUGUGAUUUUGUGUACAGUUGUAGCGCGUCUGCCACGCUGCAGCCAAAUUGAAGGUAUCCAUAAUAAUUUCUCAAGAGUCUUUAUUGUCAUUAUGCGAGCAUAACGAAAUUUUUCAGAGAAUCUCGGCUUAAAGGCACACAUAUAAAUAACACAAAUACUUAAAAAAGAACACUUAUGAAAAUAUAAACACAAAGUAAGUAAAGUAAGUAAAGUAAAGUAAUAAAGUGAUAAAGUGCAGGCCCCUGCUCCGGCUGACCCUUUAUAACCUCUAGUUCUUGUGAGAUUUACAGGAUACAUUAUGUUUUUUUCAUUGUGUGAUCUGAUGUACAAUUCAGAUCUUUUUACACGCUUCUACAAUUUUGGAGUUUUAACUGAGAUCUUCCCUAAAGCAUCUCAGCACUUAGUCACAAUCACACAUGUGGUGCUAUAGUGUUUUUCUUUUCUUUUUCUUUUUUUUUUUACAGUUGAAAUUCCUCAUGCUGGUUGCUCUGAUUUUAAAUUCCCAAAGUUCUGACAUGUCUUAUGUUUUGUCUUUUAUGCAAGCUUUAUCAUGCAUUCUUGCCAUGUUUUUUUAAUAUUCUGUGUAAUGCUAGCCUCCUGUCACACCAUGGUCAGAGUGCCAAAACAUAAUGCACUUUACUGCAAAAAGCCAAAAAUCAUACAGAUAAUGUUUAUAUCACUGCAGACCUCUUCAAGUUAUCUCUGUCUAUAUAUUUUUAAUUUUAAGUCAAGAACCAACAAUGUUGAGAGAAUAAGGGACAUUUAGGAGCCAGCAUCACAAAUGUAAGUUGUGAAAACUCCUCUGUGAAGCCCCUCUGUCAGGACACAGGUCCUGUUUGCUCUCUGCAGUGAUCGCUUUACUGUGCGAGUUCACUCUGAUUCAUGAGUGAAACUCAGGAUCACUGCUCUGUGAGGGGAGAGGGAACACAGCUCUGCCCUCUGCUGGACUCCCAGUGGAGCUGUUAGAUGAUGACUAACACUGUCGUGCCAAACAGUAAGAUGAUGAAGUUUUGUUUGUUUCCAGCAUUUGAAGUCUCAGGUGUUCAUUGUGUUUGUGUAGCUCAGUAGCAGAAUUUGUCAUGAAGGAUCAUGUUUUUCAGUGAAAAUGUGCCAUAACUAAUCUUGACAUGAAAAGGAUUAUAAAGGGACAUAUGUCAUAUUUAGUUUUUUGGUAUGCAAACUCUUCAUUGUGCUGCACCAAAUGAAAUGUACCUUUUGAUAUUGACUUUAGUAGCGUAGUAAAGGGCAUUAUACAUUUUUUCAAUAUUUUGCCCAAAUAAAUGUUUCCGUUUUCGACCAUUAUUAGAAAAAUUGUGUAUUUGCAGGUGGUGUAGACAGCUUGACACAUUUCACGCCUCGGCUCACAAAUACCUGUCUAUGUUAAAAUAAACAUUAAAGUAAUAA
Messenger RNA from Toxotes jaculatrix (banded archerfish), 3419 nucleotides. RefSeq names its product solute carrier family 43 member 3b (gene slc43a3b). Gene Ontology annotation, molecular function: transmembrane transporter activity. Gene Ontology annotation, biological process: transmembrane transport. Bases 425 to 1894 code for a protein of 489 amino acids. The transcript is spliced from 13 exons. The record is from RefSeq and is a predicted model, not a curated record. Lineage: Eukaryota; Metazoa; Chordata; Actinopteri; Toxotidae.